AUGGAGGCUAUGAAGCUCUUGAAGAAGAGUAUGAUGGUUAAAGAGGCCUAUAGCAAAGGAAAACCAGGUUUUCUUGAAACUCAAGAAAAAGGUUCUAAAGAAAAACAAAUUCCAGGUACUAAUAUAACCCAUGACGGGAUUAAUAAAGAAAGGAUUAUUUCUAUUCAAACUACCAGGUUCAAACAGAUCAAGGAUCUUCUUGAAAAAGUUUGUUCUGAAAAUCCUAUUGAUCCAAAUAAAACCAAAGGAUGGAUGCAAGCUUCAAUUAAGCUUAUUGAUCCCAAAACGGUUAUUAGAGAAAAACCUACGGUUUACUCUCUACAAGAUAGGGAAGAAUUUUCCAAACAAAUCAAGGAAUUACUUGAUAUGAGACUAAUUAUAGAAUCAAAAUUCCCUCAUAUGUCUCCUGCCUUUCUUGUCAAUAAAGAAGCAGAGAAAAGAAGAGGAAAGAAGCGCAUGGUUGUCAACUACAAAGCAAUCAAUGAUGCAACUAUUGGAGACUCACAUAAUCUUCCCAAUAUGCACGAACUCUUGACUCUUCUACGAGGAAAAAACAUUUAUUCAAGUUUCGACUGCAAGUCAGGUUUCUGGCAAGUUCUACUUGAUGAAGAAUCGUAG
Molecule: messenger RNA, 618 nt
Organism: Lactuca sativa (garden lettuce)
Lineage: Eukaryota; Viridiplantae; Streptophyta; Magnoliopsida; Asterales; Asteraceae
Source: RefSeq, a predicted model, not a curated record